CAUCUUAGACACCCGCCCGACCGUGUCGUCGCCUCCUGAGCGCCGUUGCCGUGCCAUUGUUUUGGUGUAAACAGAGAACACAUCGGCCACGACGGGCACACACACACACCAACACCAUGACUGAUAUCCGCCGCUCACGAUCCAACACGUCCAUGUCCACGAGGAGUAAUCGCCCGCCCUCGCGCGCAUCGACGACGAGCGUGCAUUCGUUCGAGCAAUUCCAACAGCCACCGCAAUCCCGAGGGGGCCAGUUUCCCCAGCAGCCCCAGUAUCACGCCCCAUUCACGACCAGCGAAGCUCUGCAGCCCGUCCUAAUCCAGGCGGCGCAACAGGUCAGCGCGCAGGACCAUUUAAUCAACAUGAGCCUGGAAAGCGUGCAGCAGUACCUUGGUUACCCGGCCGACUCAACCACGAAUCAACCGCAGCCAAACGGGCAGCCGGCGCAAACAGACCAGCACGCCUACCACAACCCCCUCCCCCAGCAGUCGCAACAGUCGCAGCAGUCGCAACAGCAUAGCUUCAUGGCGCCUUCGGUUGACCACGACGACAAGAAAAAGAGGGCUUCUACCUCGGGCGCGGCAACCAACGACAAGGAACUGCGCCAGUUGUUGAGCCAGAACGAAGGUCGCAACCUCAAGGACGUUGCGGCUGAGGUUAUCCAGAAUGACCGGACGUCCAAAUCGGAAAAAUCGAAGCAGCUGUUUGCCAUGCUGUGGCUGCAGUCAGUUUGUCGCGUCGCAAAGACCUCAGUUCCACGCAACCGCGUCUACUCCAAGUAUGCAGAACGCUGCGGCACGGAUCGCGUUAUUCCCCUCAACCCGGCCUCUUUCGGAAAGCUUGUUCGCGUCAUUUUCCCGGGUAUUCAAACUAGGCGACUCGGUGUUCGCGGAGAGUCCAAGUACCACUACGUGGAUCUGGAGCUCAUCACUGAUGGCGCUGAUGGAGAAGAAGCGCGCCGAGCUAGCACGAAUGCCGUUGCACACCAUGCUAUGAAGCGCCAGGCUUCUGGAACCCCAAGGCUCAACCUCGACGCCAUCCCACGCCUUGCUGCAGACAAUGCACAGUUCCCACCGCGGGAAGCAAGAGUAGAUUCACAGAACACUUUCUACACACCAACCUCCUCGCGUGGUGUUCUCUUCACUGAUAUCUAUUCGCCGCAUUUCCGACCGACACAAUCUCGCACAAAGUCCGCAUACGAACACGAACUCAAGUUCCCCACCCCGGAUAUCCUUGAAGCUCCGGACGCUUUCAUCGUCGAGUUGCCUGAUAUCAAGCCCUAUCUGCCCACGCGCACCGACCCUGACUCGGCUGAUAACCUUGUUGCCAUGUACCGUUCGCAUGUCGUGUCACUGGUGGAUUCCGUUCGAUACUGCAAGGAGAAGCAAUUUUUCCGUCUCUUCGGUACAUUCCAUGGUACUUUGACUGUGCCAGUGCAAAAGUUGUUUGCGGCGCCCGAGCUAGCACCGUGGAUCAGAGAGUGUGAUUGGAUGAUGUAUCAGAAGAUGAUUCGCAACGUCUCUCAACUAACGCUCCAGGUCGCACCCCCACCGGUGCUGAAGUUCCUUGACAAUGUUGCAAAGACUCUUCAUGCGCAUAUCGCUGCCAAGUUCAUGUCCCUGCCCGUCCACGUCCUUGAAGCAAAGCUAGAGCCCGCUACCUUGUUUGCUCACCUCCUCCGACAGAUGCUCCGCGUUAACUCGGCAGCACACGCGGCAGCCGUCAUGCUCACGGCAGAGAGCCACCGGACUCACAUGUACGCCGACUGGCUCCAGCAUGUGAACAUCAAGCGCAUCAUUGCGAACGAGUUGCCUGCCUCAUGUGCGCAUGAAGAGGUAUACAACAUUCUCACAACGGAGAUCCGCUCAAUGCUAGGCCCAUUGCCUCAAGAGAUCCAAUUGCCUUCCGGAACGAUACAUCGCGCAGCAUACCCUGACCCGCCCGCUGAUCCAUCAGAGUCGGUCAUUGAUCGCAUCGCCGCAUUCUUAACUCGAUUACCUUCACGCUUCCCUGGCGCGCAUGCGCGCACUAUUAUGCAUUGUAUCAGUGCACUGGGGUCCGCAGCCCUGCGCGAAAUCACAGUGGAGAACGGAAUUAGCUUCCAAGGAUGGUGGCUCACCAAGGUCUUUGUAGAUGAGAUGGCGCAGUGGCUGGCAUCCAUAGGAGGCUUCUUAGGCCACUCGCCGCCAGACUGGACCACUUCCAAUUAUUCGCCUGUCAUGGGCGACCCUCUCAAUGCGGGCAUGACCAACGGCGGGAGUGGUAGUAACAACGAUAGCCGGUACAGCAGCCUAGAAGCCGACUUUGGCCCUGACCAGUCGUUCAUGUCGAAUACUAGCCAUGUAGCUAUUCAGGAUACUGGGUCUAACCAGGAAGUCAAUGCUGGACGAUUUACUCAACAAUCAUCACAAUAUAACAUGAGUUUUGGAUACGAGUACAGCUUGAACACGACACAACAAGAGUCGACGCAUGAUGACAGUGGCAUAGGCCUUGGCCUAGGCGGCCAGGAAGACGGCAUUGACGCCAAAUUCGCGUCGCAUCUAUCUUCAGCUCUUUCGCAGAGCGUCAGCUAGUCUGGCCAUUCUUGCUUUUCAGUCUUCUUGAUCUUUUCCGCUUAUGCUUUCACGAAGUCUCUGAGAGUCACGAAUCACGAUUUAUCGUGCCCGUUUACGGCCUGUUAUUAUCUCAUAAUUAUUACACUCUAGGGUCGAUGGCGCCUCAUUGGUUGGUGUGUACGAGGCAGUUGAGGCUGGUGAUGUUGGCCUUGGAAGUUGUCUGGAUUGCACUAGCUUGGCGUUUUUGGAAGGAUAUACCGCCUAUAUGGCUCGGAUUGGGUACUAGGUGGGCGCGCUUUGUUGCUCUUCAAAGGAAUUUGAAUUGAGGUUUC
Exserohilum turcica Et28A is the source of this 2884-nucleotide messenger RNA. RefSeq lists its product as uncharacterized. Bases 117 to 2570 code for a protein of 817 amino acids. Lineage: Eukaryota; Fungi; Ascomycota; Dothideomycetes; Pleosporales; Pleosporaceae. The transcript is spliced from 4 exons. The record is from RefSeq and is a predicted model, not a curated record. Gene Ontology annotation, molecular function: RNA polymerase II cis-regulatory region sequence-specific DNA binding; DNA-binding transcription factor activity, RNA polymerase II-specific. Gene Ontology annotation, biological process: regulation of transcription by RNA polymerase II.